AUGAUAAUCGAUUCACGAGCUUAUCUUAAACCUGAAUUAUUCCAAGAUUACAUGAGAUACAGGUUCUAUAAUAUUGACUAUUCUUCAAAAGUCAAAGGAAAUCUUCCGCCUUAUAUAACAGCUUAUCCAAACUUAUCUGUUAUUGAUAAAUACUAUAAGAAUAACACGGUCGCGUAUCCUCACAUUCCACCUUCUUUUUAUAUUUUUGAUAAUUGUUAUGCUUAUCCAGAUAAAAAUCCUUUAGAGAAGCAUUACGAAUAUGUGGAUGGAAAUUACACUUUUAGUGAAGUGUACAUUAAUAACUAUAUUAAUGCUACAGAAGAAGACUUUGCUGAUUUUAAGAAUGGUGAUUACUCUAUUAAGAAGGGUUCAAGAUUGAACAAGCUUGGUAUGGAUCCAGUUGAUAUGCAUGAAAUGGGCUUGGAAAAUAAAAAAUUGAAGAAGGGUGUUGUUGUGGGUGUUAUUGUAGCAAUAAUUGGACUCUUGGUUAUUGGUGUGAUAAUUGUGCUAAUCUAUCUUAAAAUUAAGAAAGACAAAGACGCUGAAAGAUCAACAGCCGAGAAACAAAUUGUAGUAUAA
Messenger RNA from Trichomonas vaginalis G3, 579 nucleotides. Its product is annotated as secreted protein-related family. The transcript has a single exon. Bases 1 to 579 code for a protein of 192 amino acids. The record is from RefSeq and is a predicted model, not a curated record. Lineage: Eukaryota; Parabasalia; Trichomonadida; Trichomonadidae.